Aspergillus sclerotioniger CBS 115572 is the source of this 1824-nucleotide messenger RNA. Its product is annotated as cytochrome P450. The record is from RefSeq and is a predicted model, not a curated record. The transcript has 4 exons. The coding region runs from base 177 to 1727 and encodes 516 amino acids. Gene Ontology annotation, molecular function: monooxygenase activity; heme binding; iron ion binding. Lineage: Eukaryota; Fungi; Ascomycota; Eurotiomycetes; Eurotiales; Aspergillaceae.
CCGGUCGGAAAUGGGGCCGUGGAUGACGACGGACUGGCCCGGCUGGUGGCUGCCUCCACUCGGCCACCGCGAUAACACCGCCAUGAUCGCCAACCGAGGGUCGCUGGCAGAUGGGACUUAAAAGGUCCCUGAGCGCCGGCAUUCCUGGCCGACUGCUUGACAACUCGUAUCCCAACAUGGCCUUUCAGACUGUUCUUCUGGCCGCCGUGGCCGUGGUCUACUUCAUCAUUCGUUAUCUCAACCGCACCGAUGUCCCUAAAAUCAAAGGCAUUCCUGAAAUCCCCGGUGUGCCUCUCUUCGGCAACCUCUUACAACUGGGCGAGCGUCAUGCUGUUGUCGCACGCAAAUGGGCGAAACAAUUCGGCCCUGUCUUCCAAGUGCGCAUGGGAAAUAAGCGCGUCGUGUUCGCCAACAGCUUCGAUUCGGUCCGUCAGCUCUGGAUCAAAGACCAGAGCGCUUUGAUCUCGCGCCCCACCUUUCACACUUUCCACAGCGUCGUGUCUACCUCCCAGGGCUUCACCAUUGGGACCUCGCCAUGGGAUGAGUCCUGCAAGCGCCGACGCAAGGCCGCCGCCACAGCCCUGAACCGACCCGCCGUCCAAUCGUACAUGCCGAUCAUCGAUCUCGAAUGCACCGCCAGCAUCAAGGAGUUGUUCAAGGAUAGUCAGAACGGGUCGGUGGAUAUCAACCCGAAGGCUUAUUUUCAGCGGUUUGCGUUGAAUACCAGUCUGACUCUGAACUACGGCUUCCGCAUCGAGGGCAAUGUCGACGAUCAACUGCUGCACGAGAUUGUCAAUGUCGAACGUGGUGUCGCCAAUUUCCGAAGCACCAGCAACAACUGGCAGGAUUAUAUCCCGUUACUGCGUAUCCUGCCCAAGCAGAACCGCGAGGCCGGGGAGUUCCGUGUGCGUCGGGAUAAUUAUUUGAGCUUUUUACUGGACAUUCUCAAAGAGCGUAUUGCCAAGGGGACCGAUAAGCCCUGCAUUACUGGUAACAUUCUGAAGGAUCCGGAAGCCAAGCUGAACGAGGCUGAAAUCAAAUCCAUCUGCGUCACCAUGGUCUCCGCCGGUCUGGACACCGUCCCCGGCAACUUGGUCAUGGGGAUCGCCUACCUCGCCUCCGAAGACGGUCAACGCAUCCAGCAAAAGGCCUACGACGAGAUCAUGAAGGUAUACCCGGAUGGCGACGCAUGGGAGAAGUGUCUCGUGGAAGAGAAAGUGCCCUACGUGUCUGCUCUGGUCCGCGAAACCCUCCGCUUCUGGACCGUCAUUCCCAUCUGUCUUCCCCGCGAAAGUACCAAGGAUAUCGAAUACAAUGGGGCGACGAUUCCCACUGGAACUACCUUUUUCAUGAACGCCUGGGCCGCCGACUACGACGAAGACCAUUUCCAACUCCCUGACAAAUUCAUUCCCGAACGGUACCUCGAUAUCGGAGAGGGAUCGGGCACCCCGCAUUACGGGUAUGGUGCUGGAUCGCGCAUGUGUGCUGGCUCGCAUCUGGCGAACCGGGAGCUGUUCACGGCGUAUGUCCGGUUGAUUACGGCGUUUACGAUGCAUCCGUCCCGGGAUGAGGCUGAUCGACCGAUCCUGGAUGCGAUUCAUUGUAAUGAGAUUGCGACGGGGUUGACGACGGAGCCGAAGCCGUUCAAGGUGGGGUUUAAGCCGAGGGAUCCGGUGAGUUUGCAGAGGUGGAUUGAGGAGAGUGAUGAGCGGACGAAGGAUUUGUAGAUAUACCAGGGGUUAUGAUGCUAUGAUGGUGCUUUGUAUAUAUGAUUAUUUCGAGGUAGAUGGUAGGAAGCUAGAAUUCCACUCUUUCACUACCUGA